UUCUCAUAGAAAACUGUCAGUUGGAACCCCACCUAUUCCUUGAAUAAAUCCGUUAAUAAAAGAAUAAUAUUGCUGGGUUGUGGUGUGUUUGAUAGGCGUGUGUACGUAUGCAAUUUAAUGGUUUAGUGUGUAUACAUCAUCACCGAAAAUAGUCUGUUACCUAAAGACCUCGACCGCGUUUCGUUAAGCGUCGCGUCGCCGCGUUUGUCCAUUCUUGUUUGCGACUCUCUAAGAGUUAACUGUGUGUGAACUAGAAAAAAUUCGAGAGCACCAGUGAAGUGCAGCAAUCGUUCGUCUGAAAUUCAAAUCGUUAAUCAAAAUGACAUCGAGAACGAAAAAAGGCUCGACACCUGUGUCUCAAACGACGCCUUCCAGCGGCCGUCCUUCUAGCCCAUUGAGCCCUACAAGGGUUUCCCGUUUACAAGAAAAGGCAGAAUUACAAAACUUAAACGAUCGAUUGGCCACCUACAUUGACAAGGUACGUUAUUUAGAAGCGGAAAAUAGCCGGCUUUCACGGGAGGUACAAUCCACGCAAGAAACAGUUACGCGGGAAAUUCAAAAUAUUAAGUCCAUGUACGAUCAUGAAUUAUCUGACGCACGAAAAUUGUUAGAUGAAACUCAUCGUGAAAAGGCUCGCUUAGAAAUCGACACCAAACGUUUGUGGGACGAAAACGAAGAAUUAAAAGAAACGCUUGCUAAAAAAAGUAAAGAUCUUGCUCUAGCGGAUAAUUCUGUUCGCGUUUUAGAGACUCGUAACAACGACUUAACACUAAAAUAUAAUCAAGCCCAAAAUGAUGCUAAAAAGGCAAUGAGUGAACUGCGUGACCUUGAGAAAGAACGGGAUAAGCUUAAAAAACAAAUCGAGGAACUUCGCAAGCAAUUGGAAGAGGAAUCACUUGCUAGAGUAGACGUAGAAAACAAUAAUCAAAGUUUACGCGAAGAGUUGUCCUUCAAAGACCAAAUUUACCAACAACAGCUGACGGAGACUCGUACCAAACGUCAAAUAGAGAUAAGCGAAAUCGAUGGUAGAUUAGCUGAACAGUACGAAGCUAAAUUGCAACAAGCAUUGCAGGAAUUGCGAGAUCAAUAUGAAACCCAAAUGGCCAAUAACAGGCAAGAAAUCGAACUGUUGUACGAAAGUAAAAUUAAAAAUUUGCAAAGUGCAGCUAACCGCAAUACUGGCGCCGCUUCUGCUGCUCUUGAUGAACUCCGUCAAACACGAGUACGUAUCGAUUCCCUUAAUAAUCGAAUAACCGAAUUAGAAAAUCAAAAUUCGGCUCUAGCAAGUCGCGCUAGGGACCUGGAGAAGCAGCUAGAGAAUGAGCGUAUUCGUCAUGCUGAAGAUCUCGCCCUCUUGGAGGACGAAUUGGCACGUUUACGAGACGAAAUGGCUCAGCAAUUGCAAGAGUAUCAGGAUCUCAUGGACAUAAAAGUGUCUUUGGACUUGGAAAUAGCUGCAUAUCGUAAGCUUCUGGAAUCAGAAGAAGCGCGACUCAACAUCAGCGGGAAUGCUGCAGCUGAACUGCAGCGAUCAGUUCGAGGAAGCUCGACAUCCUCGCAAAAACGUUCGACACCCUUAAGAUCAUCGGCUGGUGUUGGUUCAAAACGCAAACGUACCCUAAUGGAGGAAAGCCAAGAACACAGUAUGGCUGAUUACAGUGUAUCAAACUCUUCAAAGGGCGAUGUUGAAAUAUCGGAAGCCGACGCCGAAGGGAAAUUUGUCAAAAUUCACAAUAAAUCCAACAAGGAAAUAUCACUAAGUGGCUGGCAGAUUGUCAGGAAAGCAGGAGAACUGGAAACUGUACACAAAUUCAAUCGUGGUGCAAAGAUCGAACCCAAAGGCGAAAUCACCAUUUGGUCGUCAGAUAUCGGCAAGGAUCACGAACCCCCAUACAACGUGGUGCUUAAGGGACAGAAAUGGUUUGUCGGGGACAAUAUGACAACGAAAAUAAUUAAUAGUAAUGGAGAAGAAGUGGCUAUAUCAGAAAGGUGGGUUAGCAGUACUUCAAAUAGUUUGACCCGUUGGAGGUGGUAAAAAACUGACAAUAGGGUUGGAUGAUGAAGUUCUGCCUUCACUAUUCUAAACUGUUCUAUUUUGUUUAGUAGUUAAUGUUAUGUUUCACCUUGAUAUGUUAUUUUGGUAGGUUUUUGUGUGGGGCCAAAGGGGUUCAUUUUCUCAUUUAAAAGUUUCCUUUUAACAUGCAUUUGGUAAAGAUAUUACAAAAACAAAUACCGUUCUGUGAAUUAGUUGUCUACAAACGAAAAACCCACAAAAUGUAAAUAAUUGAGUCUAAUUUAUUUAGCUUUUUUUUUUGUUUUCAAAGUGCAUUUAUAUUAUGAAAAGCAGAGUCUGUUCGUUUUUUUGGUAGAAAUAUACCUAGAUACUGAGAA
Agrilus planipennis (emerald ash borer) is the source of this 2391-nucleotide messenger RNA. RefSeq names its product lamin Dm0-like. The transcript has a single exon. NCBI's taxonomy places the organism in Eukaryota, Metazoa, Arthropoda, Insecta, Coleoptera, Buprestidae. Bases 320 to 2035 code for a protein of 571 amino acids. The record is from RefSeq and is a predicted model, not a curated record.